This is a messenger RNA of Danio aesculapii, 2612 nucleotides long. RefSeq names its product ADAMTS like 5 (gene adamtsl5). Gene Ontology annotation, molecular function: protein binding; metalloendopeptidase activity. NCBI's taxonomy places the organism in Eukaryota, Metazoa, Chordata, Actinopteri, Cypriniformes, Danionidae. The transcript is spliced from 14 exons. Gene Ontology annotation, biological process: extracellular matrix organization. The record is from RefSeq and is a predicted model, not a curated record. Bases 667 to 2283 code for a protein of 538 amino acids. Gene Ontology annotation, cellular component: extracellular matrix.
AGGUGAACGCGGCGGCGGCACGCAAUACUGCUCCGAGCUCUCAUUCAUAGUCAUACAAACUCAGGCUCGGUUCAUUUACACACGCUGGGACAUCACAGAAGAUACUGCUGCUGCACGGAUGACAUUCGGCGACUGUAGAUGUGAAUCUGAAAGUGAAUGUGAAAUCAAAUCGAAGCGCCGUUAUGUUUUGCUCAAGGAAAACGGUGUGACUGAAGCUCGGAUAAAGUUCACUGAAACGCACCUGAAGACCGAAGAUCUGAAAGCUCAUGACAAGACCUUCCGCUUGAGAGACCGGACGCUGGACACUGAUGUGAAACUGAAAGGGAUUCAGAGGAUUGCCUAAUAAACCAGGAGAGCCUUAAAUAACGAAAAUAAACUAAGACUGUGUGAAGAAGCCCAUAUUUUGGUUCAGUUAAUCUUUUUAUUCGGGAUUAUGUAGGAUUCAUAUCUCAUCCUGUUUGGGUUAUACUUGAGAGAAAACUUCAGGACAAGUGGCCAGCAGAGAAAAACACAUGUGAAGAAUGGAAGUAAUCUGGUUUCCCGACUUUUUUGAUGAUAAAAAUCGUUGGGAUCACACAGUUUGUGGUCUUUUCUUUGUCAAAUGAUUCCAGCUUCAGAUCUUAAUCGUUUUUAAAGAUAUUUUGAGACGUGUGACGAAGACCUACAAUGCAGAAGUCAAACUACAGGAAACUGUCUCUGUGCCAGGCUCUCGCCCUCGUAACACUGCUGCUCUCUCCAGGUUGCCUGUCAUCUCCGCCGUCAUCCAGUCGAGUAGAGCUGGGAGGUGAAGGGCUGCAUAUGCGAAGCCAAAUGCAUUUCAUGAAUGACUGGGCCUCAUGGGGCGGCUGGUCCGUGUGUUCGCGCUCCUGUGGGGGAGGAGCCUCUGUACGUACACGCACCUGCAUCACCAGAAACCUGGUCGGAGGGCCGUGCCCUGGUGACACCCGGCAAUAUAAGAUUUGUAACUCAAAGGAGUGUCCUGCUGACUUUAUGGACUUCAGAGAGCUGCAGUGUAAAGCGUUCAAUGACAGACCCCUGGUCGCUGGCAGCAGUUUCCACUGGACUACCUUUCACGGCGGCUCUGACCCGUGUGAGCUCAGCUGUCUGGCUAUUGGACACAACUUCUACUACAACUUUGGACGGGUGCUUGAUGGGACACCAUGCCAAUCAGAUCAGGGGACAGUCUGUGUGAAUGGGAAGUGUCUGAAGCCAGGAUGUGACUUGAUCUUUGGAUCGCAGCAGCAGGAGGACGCCUGCAUGGUGUGUGGAGGCCACAACUCAACCUGCCUUCAUCACAGAAGUGUUUAUCAAAGCAACGGCCAGAAUAACGGACUGUUUGGAUACAGUGAGGUCACCAUGAUCCCGGCCGGAGCCACACACAUCAGAGUAACUGAUAACAGCAGAAACUAUCUAGCACUACAGAAUGGACGCUCUCAGUUUGUAAUCAAUGGGAACUGGAAGAUCAAUGUUCCUGGAGAGUACAGUGUGGCUGGGACCAAACUGCAGUACCGCCGCUCCGCCGACACCUGGGAGAGCUUUGAGGUUUCAGGACCGACUCAGGAGGAUCUGCACAUCUUGGUCUUGUCCACUGAUAAGAAAUCUGGGAUAGAGUAUGAGUACUGGCUUCCUCCAGACCGAUAUGCCCUGUAUCAUGGGAGAAGUCAGCUUCGUCAGACUCACCACACAACAAAUUAUUUGCCAUUUGAGCCACCGACCACCAGGACCACCACUACCACAACCACUACUACAGCACAGCCAACCACUAGAGCUUCCCUCUGGGGUCCCGCUGCUCAAUGGCCUUUUCAGCCCCCCUAUCAGCAGCAGCCGGUCCCACGUUUGGAAAGAGAUGAAAACCGCAGGAAUCGACUGCCUGAAAUACAUCGUAGAGGCCACUGUGGGAAAUGUCGGCGGGUACGAGGAAAAGGUGAACGCCAAAGACAGUAUUGCCAGAAAGAUUUUGUAUUCAGAGUAAAAGUGCUGGAUAAAGUCUAUCUUGGUGAGGAAACCCGCUACGACGUCCAGAUCAUCCACACAUACCGCAACCGCUAUCGUGUGGAGCACCGGGAGUUCCUGUGGGCCCCCAAUAAAUGUGACUGUCCGCUUUUAGAGGAGGGCCACCAGUAUGUGCUGAUGCUUCGACGGCAUAUUAAUUAUGAACGCACUCUCAAUCGCAUCUUAAUAGAGGAGGACAGCUACGCUCAGCCUUAUCGAGUGCGUGAAGACAGCCUGUUACGCCCCCUGGAGGAGCUUUGUGGAAACAGAGGGAGCAGGACUCGCUGGUAAACACAUGGACUUUCACACUUUCACCACAAACUUUCAAGCACAAGAAAAUAAAUAAGGCGGCACAGUUAGAAACCUCACUACGAUACUGAUGAUUUUACUGAAGCAUUUGGCAUUCCACAGCAAGGACACCGGACACUUGAUGGGGGCAAGAGGAGGCAAACCAAAGCAAAGAGAGUCACUAAAUGAAGCACUUUAGGUGGACAGUCACCUUUAAAAAAAAAAAACUUAUACACCAAAGUAAAUAAUAUACACAGAAUUUAUGAUGCCCUUUUUAGCACCACAUGUUUGUUAAUGGCAUAAAAUCACUUGACAACAUGUAUAUCUUUAUC